Molecule: messenger RNA, 1137 nt
Organism: Liolophura sinensis
Lineage: Eukaryota; Metazoa; Mollusca; Polyplacophora; Chitonida; Chitonidae
Product: 6-phosphogluconolactonase-like
Biological process (GO): carbohydrate metabolic process; pentose-phosphate shunt
Molecular function (GO): 6-phosphogluconolactonase activity
Source: RefSeq, a predicted model, not a curated record
AUGGCUGCGCCCACAGUCAAGGUGCUGGAAAGUGACACUUUAGGCAAACGAAGUUGCGCGUUUAUUAUCGAAAGGGCAAACAACGCCAUUAAGCAGAAGGGGUUGUUUACCGUUGGACUUUCAGGUGGCAGUGUGUCCAAAUUUCUCUGUAAUGGUCUGCCAAAGUUAGAAACAGAUUGGUCAAAGUGGAGAGUGUUUUUCUGUGAUGAGCGACACGUUCCUCCAACAGACCCUGAGUGUACAUACCAAAUCUACGUGGACAAUUUGCUGUCCAGGGUUCCAAGCCUGAAGAAAGACCAAGUCUAUCCAAUUGACUGGAAUGUAUCAGUGGAAGAAGCCGCAGUAGAUUACAGGAAAAAACUUCGUGAGGUUUUCCCGGAGCCUGAUCUCCCCCGCUUCGAUGUUCUCGUGUUAGGCAUGGGACCAGAUGGGCACACAUGCUCCUUGUUUCCAGGUCACAGCCUGUUACAGGUGACUGAUAUGAUUGCAGCUGCUAUCAGCGACUCGCCCAAACCUCCACCAGGCCGAGUGACCUUGACCUACCCAGUCCUCAACAAUGCAGCCUGUGCAGUGUUUGUGUCCUGUGGGGCAAGUAAGGCAGAAAUUCUAAAGCGAGUUUUAGAGGAAAAGGAAGCAGAGCCACUUCCUGCCGCCAGAGUCCGACCAACCAAUGGGGAUCUUGUGUGGUUCCUGGAUGCUCCAGCCGCAAAACUUUUGAAAGCAGCACUAUGAUUGGCUGUUGAACAACAACUGGAUACAUUUCUUCAUCCUCAUUAAAAUGUUUGUUAACCAUGGCUGAAUUUACAUAACACAAGAGAUUUUAUCUCAUCAUGGUGGUUGUUUGAAGGCCAUCAACAUUCCCGUUAUUAGAUAUUGAUGAGUUACACAAAAUGCUGAUGUGUGUACAGUCUGGUAGAAAUGAGCACAAGGUCGCUGUUAGAAAUGAGCACUGCAUGGCUUAGUGAUUAGAACUAAAUUUAUACACAGACAAAUGCACGCAAACUCACAGAAACCUGACUUGCUAACCAACAGAACUUCUCCAAGUGAAGGUAGUAUACAUUUACGUGUACAUCGGCAUGUAUAAUACUAUACAGCAGGAUGUGAUGUAGUCUGAAAAUGGCGAAUGUUAGCUCACCA